This is a messenger RNA of Sycon ciliatum, 2054 nucleotides long. RefSeq lists its product as uncharacterized. The record is from RefSeq and is a predicted model, not a curated record. Gene Ontology annotation, biological process: peptidyl-L-cysteine S-palmitoylation; protein targeting to membrane. NCBI's taxonomy places the organism in Eukaryota, Metazoa, Porifera, Calcarea, Leucosolenida, Sycettidae. Gene Ontology annotation, cellular component: endoplasmic reticulum; Golgi apparatus. The transcript has a single exon. Gene Ontology annotation, molecular function: protein-cysteine S-palmitoyltransferase activity. Bases 277 to 1437 code for a protein of 386 amino acids.
CUUGUCAACUUCUCCAAGGAUACGGAAAUGGCGAAGGAUUUGAAGCGAAAAUUCAAAAUGUAUGUCAUUGUAUUUCCUCCAGCAAAUGUUUCUAUUAUCCAGGGAGUAGUACAAUACCCUGAUCCCUGGUACAAUCAGCUACAAGGGUUCAUAUCGGCGAUAUUGUAUCCCUGGAAGUUUUUGUCGCCCUCCAGUCAGAGCAUCUUAUUUGCUGGAAUACUUGAUCGCUGGCUUGACGUGUAAAUCUACUGAUUCAGUGGAGCAAGACAGCAGGCCAUGGACCCAGUGCUAUGGCUAAUUCUGAUCGGCGUGCUGGUGGUGCAGCUGCCCUUCGCUGCUGACAUCCUCUGCGGACUGUUUCCCCAGCUGGGUGUGAGGCGCAUGACCCAGAAGGCAGUGACGGCGAUCCUGGUGUUCUGCGUCACCAUGCUGUUCUUCCUGGCCAUGAAGCAGUUCUGCGAGAUGGUGGCGCCGCGCACCGACACCCCCAGUCUCCACUACGCUCUGGUGAUUUGGCUGUGGCUGAAUACGGUGUCGAACUACAUGGGAGCUGUGUUCGUCAAGUCAGACGCUGUGCUCGCAAAGCAGCAGACUUGUGAAUCACCUGACGAGUCUAGCAGUGAGCAGAGUGACUCAGAUCAGUCCAGUGUGAGUACCUGUUCAGAUGAAGAUAUGUCUGCAGCAGAUAAGCAGUAUGUUCCAAAUGAGGGAACAUCCACAACGAGGGGUUUCCCCCUGUCAGUGCGAUCACGAAUGGCCAACAACUCAGUCCCCGGCACAGAUUUAGAUUUGCCGGCAGUCGAAGAGUGCGACAGGUGCCGUCGACUCCGGUUUCCCGGCACGCAUCACUGCAGCGUGUGCGAUUGCUGCGUAACCAUGAUGGACCAUCACUGUCCGUUCACGCGCAACUGCGUGUCCAAGCACAACUUUGCGCACUUCUACCUGUUCCUGCUGUACUGCACGGCAGGGCUUGUGUACGCGGCAUGCAUGACCUACCGCGACUUCGAUGUGUGCUGGGUGUCCGAUGACUUUGAGCAGGCCGAGCAGCAGCUGCGCGAGGGCGGUGUCCGAGUGCACUGGACGUGUCGGCAGCUGGGCUCGCGCUCGCUAGUAUUUCUACCCGUGGUGGUGCUUGCUAUGAUGAUGUCAUCGUUCCUGCUCUUCCACAGCAUUCUGCUGUUCGUAUUCGACUCGACAACGGUGGACUUUUUCGGCCAGUGGCAGGGCUUUGCGGCAAGAGACCUGCAGCGCAUGGGGCGAGCGCUGCGGGAGCGGAACCGCUUUUUUGUGCCGUGUCGCCGCAAGCUUCUCUUCACGUGGCCGGCAUGGCAUUAUGUCGUGCCGUUCUGCGGGCAGUUUGGCGGUGUGCUGUUUGAGCGGCUAAAACACGACCUGCAUCCGAGUCAGUGGCGGCGGUCUCUGAACACCGAGUACUGAGCUAGUCAUUUCAAAUCUCAUACGACAGGUACUGUGGCCUAUUUGUAUCAGGGAGACAUAUCCACACAGGCACCUUUCCCCGCUGUUAGGGACCCAUUUCCCAGCUGUUAGGGGUACUUUUACCCGCUGUUAGGGCACAAUACCCGCUGUCGGGGGCACAAUACCCGUUGUCAGGGGCACAAUACCCGUUGUUGGGGGCAUUUUCACCUGUUGGUAGGUACGCUGCCACCUGUUUGCGUAGGUUCAUCUACUCGUGCGCCAUCACUAGGCACUUCACUUCAUAUUAUACAAUUGUUGGUCCAUUGUUUUGUGAACAGCAGUUGACCUGUGAAUGCAUCGUAUCCUGUAUGAUCUCUGGCACCUCAUUCUUUGGGCCGUUGAUUUAGUGUAUAGACCCCUGGCUGGGCCUAUCUUUAAAAGCUUUGGUAUCUAGAAGACUAGAUCACCAAUUCCUCUUUUAUCUUUUUACCAUAUCUCAGAGUUUUCCGGAUUUAUUUCAUACCCUCAUCUCAAGAACUGUUACGCUUAGCUAGCAGUGUCUUUACAUAUGCUUUAUCUUCGGACACCUCGCUGUUCGCUGUUUCGACCGUCUUGGUCCGAUUGACUUGCCGAAUCGA